AUGAAGGGGCCCUCACCCACCAGCAGCCUCCUGCUGCUACUGUUGCUCCUAAGCCCAGACCCUGGAGGAGCAUUGCCACUGGCACCCAGCACUACAUCAUUGUUCUACCGACAGCCACUCUCAAGCAAACUACUGAGGAAGGUCAUCCGAGUGGAAUUUCAGAAAGCUGAUAGGCCUUCGUUUCACCUGUCUCGACGCAGCGUCUGCAUCCACCCCCAGAACCGCAGCCUGACUCUGUGAUUGGACUGCCAAGGGAAGCGGCUCCAGGGGACUCUGCCCAACUGA
Molecule: messenger RNA, 285 nt
Organism: Lipotes vexillifer (Yangtze River dolphin)
Lineage: Eukaryota; Metazoa; Chordata; Mammalia; Artiodactyla; Lipotidae
Gene: CCL27
Product: C-C motif chemokine ligand 27
Source: RefSeq, a predicted model, not a curated record